Molecule: messenger RNA, 1176 nt
Organism: Mesocestoides corti
Lineage: Eukaryota; Metazoa; Platyhelminthes; Cestoda; Cyclophyllidea; Mesocestoididae
Source: the annotation of a GenBank genome assembly
AUGGGUGAUGGCGGCUUUUCUAACAUAAAUUGGGAUGAAAUAGACGAAAAUACAAAUCCGUUUGGCUUGGGAGCAGCUUUUGGGGGCACGAAAUUGGCUUCCAGCCCACCGGCCAACUCUGGUUUGCCUGAUUUCUCUAACGAUAAGUCGGCUGAUCGAACGCUGCCCACCAGUUCAACCGUUCCUGCCCCAGAAGCUAACAACUCUGGAACUCUUGAGCUAUCAUCCCCAAUACGUGCCGCAGUUGAACCAGUUGAAUUGUCCAAAGAUUUUUCUGCGGACGGCACAACUGAGGCUAGGAGUGUCCGGCUCAAAACUAAAGGCCCUCGUCCAGUUCCGCCUCCACGUACGGUCCCUGCUGCCAAUUCCGGAUGCACUGGAAAUGAGCCAGUUCUUGGCGGUAGCGGUAUGGGUCUGAAACCUGAAAACUUCGCAUCGGACGGGGAACCAGCAGAUCCCCAUUUUACUCAGGCGGGCAGCUCACGUCGCCUCAGUAACAGUUCGGCUGCAACAUUCGACCUCGCCUCGGGUAACCGUUCACCCCUCCCUGAAGCCGAGCCCGGGGUCUCCUUGUCAGUCGAUGAUGAGUUGGUCAGCUUACGCGCUGACAAGGAACACCUUACUACCAUUGUCACCGAUAUGCAGCGGUGCAUUGCUGAAUACGAGCGCAGUCUUCGUCAACUGGCGGAGGAGAAGGCGCGCGCGGAGGAGGCGGCCAAGGAGUCGGUUGUCGACAUCAUUUCUGAGCGCGACCAGGCCAUUGAGGAGAUCUCCACUAUUGAAAAGGCUUUCGGCGAUCUUCAUCGCAGAUUUGAAAAGUCAAAACAAAUAAUCGAGGGGUUCAAAGCGAAUGAGGAGGCGUUGAAGAAGACGGCGGAAGAAUAUCAGAACCAAUUGAAACGCCAAGAACAGAAAUACCAGGCUCUCAAGCUGCACGCUGAACAGCAGCUAAUGAAGGUUGCCGAGGAGACGGAGAGGGCGAAGCGAUCGAACGAGGAUGAAUUGACCGGACUGCGUGCAACAAUCAAGCGCUCUGAACUCAGGAUUCGUAGUCUUGAGUCUCAACUAGAACAGAAAGUAACUGUUAUGCCAUUAUUUAGCUUGCUUAUCCGCGAGAACACGGAAUUGACCAAGAUAUGCGAUGAAUUGUUGAGCAAGUAUGGGGACAAAUUGUGA